Molecule: messenger RNA, 892 nt
Organism: Amaranthus tricolor (Joseph's coat)
Lineage: Eukaryota; Viridiplantae; Streptophyta; Magnoliopsida; Caryophyllales; Amaranthaceae
Product: 40S ribosomal protein S15-4-like
Exons: 4
Coding region: 155-613 (152 amino acids)
Biological process (GO): ribosomal small subunit assembly; translation
Cellular component (GO): cytosolic small ribosomal subunit; ribosome
Molecular function (GO): RNA binding; structural constituent of ribosome
Source: RefSeq, a predicted model, not a curated record
GAACUUGUGUUCGAGAAUUUGUGUACAAACCCUUUAAACCCUAGUGAAACCCUAACAAAUGUAAUCUUGAGCUCUCUUUUUUUCUCUCUCUCUCUCACUCUCGGCCGCUUUAUAAAACCCUAAUCUCCCUAUCUGUAACUUCAAGCUUACAGCCAUGGCGGAUGUUGAAGGAGAGGUUGCGGCUACUGGAGUCCCAAAGAAGAGAACAUUUAGGAAGUUCAGUUAUAGAGGAAUUGAUCUGGAUGCACUUCUUGAUUUGAAUACUGAUGAACUCGUCAAGCUUUUCCCUGCACGAGUUCGCAGAAGGUUGUCAAGAGGUUUGAAGCGUAAGCCUAUGGCUCUAAUCAAGAAACUACGCAAAGCGAAACGUGAAGCUGAACCUGGUGAGAAACCUGAACCUGUUAGGACCCACCUUCGCAAUAUGAUCAUUGUCCCUGAGAUGAUUGGUAGUGUCAUUGGUGUUUACAAUGGUAAGACCUUCAACCAGGUUGAAAUCAAGCCUGAGAUGAUUGGCCAUUACUUGGCAGAGUUUUCCAUUUCUUACAAGCCUGUGAAGCACGGUAGACCAGGUAUUGGUGCCACACACUCUUCAAGGUUCAUUCCUCUAAAGUGAAGAGAUUUUAUCAAAUAUUCUCAUCUUGUAGAAUUCAACAUUCUAGGUUUUUUGUCAUUUUUGUGAGCCAUGACUCUUCACGAUCUUAUGGGUUUUGCAUAGUCUCGAUUACAUGUACUUUGUCUUUGACUAUACUCAGUUUUGCAGAUUAAUUUAAGUUUUGUUGGACAAUAUGUUCUGUUGGCAUCAAUGUUUUGUGGAGUUCUUGAACUUGACUGACAUUUCUGGGUGUAACUUUGAUACCUUACCAUAAUGUGGAUGGUGUGGCACGUUCUGACC